This is a messenger RNA of Piliocolobus tephrosceles (Ugandan red Colobus), 986 nucleotides long. Its product is annotated as keratin-associated protein 4-12-like. The record is from RefSeq and is a predicted model, not a curated record. The transcript is spliced from 2 exons. Gene Ontology annotation, cellular component: keratin filament. NCBI's taxonomy places the organism in Eukaryota, Metazoa, Chordata, Mammalia, Primates, Cercopithecidae. The coding region runs from base 1 to 549 and encodes 182 amino acids.
AUGACCCUGGCUUGUGAUGGUGAAAGUGAUAUGCUGAAAAGUCUGUUUAGAGAAGAAAUGAGAGAAAUUGGGAUUGACAGUAUGUGGGAGAAAUUGUGGUCUGUGUGCUGCCAGCCCACCUGCUGCCGCCCCAGCUGCUGCCAGACCACCUGCUGCAGGACCACUUGCUGCCGCCCCAGCUGCUGCAUCUCCAGCUGCUGCAGGCCCCAGUGCUGCCAGUCUGUGUGCUGCCAGCCCACCUGCUGCCGCCCCAGCUGCUGUCAGACCACCUGCUGCAAGACCACUUGCUGCCGCCCCAGCUGCUGCAUCUCCAGCUGCUGCAGGCCCCAGUGCUGCCAGUCUGUGUGCUGUCAGCCCACCUGCUGCCGCCCCAGCUGCUGCAUGUCCAGCUGCUGCCGUCCCUCUUGCUGUGAAUCCAGCUGCUGCCGCCCUUGCUGCUGCCUGCGUCCAGUCUGUGGCCGAGUCUCCUGCCACACCACUUGCUAUCGCCCAAACUGUGUCAUCUCAACCUGCCCCCGCCCCUUGUGCUGUGCCUCCUCUUGCUGCUGAGCUCCUUUCCUGAAACUAUCUCCUCCCCUUCAGCUCACUUAUCACAGAAGCAGACCUUGUGCAUCUCAUUGACAACUCAGGAGAGGCCAUUCCCACCAACUGUGUGUCCAUAUACUGGACAUAUAUGUAGGAUAUAUGUCCUGGAUAUACAUCUAAAAUAUAUGUUCCACAUGUUGACCCAAGUGUGAAAUUAGAUGUUAUUUACAGCAAGAAAUUAAUAGAAUUUAUCAAGUCUUACACCCUAUAUUUGUAUUUACGGAUACCAAGUUCUUCUGUCCCAAACAUGGAAAUUCUUGCAGGGUUACUCAGGGCAAGGACGUCUCACUCUCAGAUUUGAAAGUCUGAUUGUUUCACCCUGUAUUUCCUUUUACAGCAAUGUUUCUGUGUCUUAUUUUUUCUGCUUCUGAAUAAAACUCCACCUUCAUCACAUAGAAAUA